AUGACUGUGCUGAAUUUUUGUUCCUCUUUCCCCCAAACAAAGUUUUAUUGCAUCGAAUACUGAGCUAAAUAACUAACUAUGUUUGGACUUCUUUUUUUCAUGUUAUUCACCCCUGGAGUCAGUGAAUUUCUUUGCACAUCGUCAGAUCUAGAAAUAUCAUAUACUUUUUGUGAUUCUCCAGCCUAUGCUUUCAUGUUUAAUCUGACACCUUGCAGCACUGUGAACAAAUCCACCUGGAAGGCUGCUCUUACCUGGAUUCCAAGAAGUGACAUCACCUUUUUGAAGGUUGUUUUUAAAGUCUGGUACAACGGUGCCAAAGCGUUACACUGGAAAGAAGUCCUUUGCAGAGGAGCUGAUGACGAAUACUCAGUGUGUGGAAAGCUGAAAGGAGAAACAAUUGCAUCAACAUUUGAUAUUAAAGGUGCAAGAAUAAAGUUUCCAAAGGGCAAUUACAACGUUAUUUUCCAAGGAUUCUCUGAUGACUCUGAGAAUAAUUUGGUCAUAUGCUUGAAUUUCACUAUGAUAGUAAAACAAGAUGCUUUCUGA
Messenger RNA from Antrostomus carolinensis (chuck-will's-widow), 546 nucleotides. RefSeq names its product lymphocyte antigen 96 (gene LY96). The transcript is spliced from 5 exons. NCBI's taxonomy places the organism in Eukaryota, Metazoa, Chordata, Aves, Caprimulgiformes, Caprimulgidae. Gene Ontology annotation, cellular component: lipopolysaccharide receptor complex. The coding region runs from base 79 to 546 and encodes 155 amino acids. Gene Ontology annotation, biological process: positive regulation of lipopolysaccharide-mediated signaling pathway; detection of lipopolysaccharide; cellular response to lipopolysaccharide. Gene Ontology annotation, molecular function: lipopolysaccharide binding; Toll-like receptor 4 binding; lipopolysaccharide immune receptor activity. The record is from RefSeq and is a predicted model, not a curated record.